Messenger RNA from Cavia porcellus (domestic guinea pig), 4179 nucleotides. RefSeq names its product G protein-coupled receptor 35 (gene Gpr35). Gene Ontology annotation, biological process: phospholipase C-activating G protein-coupled receptor signaling pathway; positive regulation of Rho protein signal transduction. Gene Ontology annotation, molecular function: G protein-coupled receptor activity. Gene Ontology annotation, cellular component: plasma membrane. Bases 1839 to 2822 code for a protein of 327 amino acids. The transcript is spliced from 2 exons. The record is from RefSeq and is a predicted model, not a curated record. Lineage: Eukaryota; Metazoa; Chordata; Mammalia; Rodentia; Caviidae.
GGGACCCAGCUGGACUUGAGGAGGCCAUGGCCGUGAUGUGGAGGGGCUGAGAAGCCAGGGCUGCACGAUGGGCCAGGGUUGAACAGUGGGCCUCAUGUUGCCCCUGCACCCACCCUCUGUGGGACCCUGUCCCCGUCCCCACACGUCAGAGGCAGGCAGAGAGUGGGCUGGUGGGGGAGGGGAGUUCCCAGGAGGGCGUCACUUCCAGGCCUGGCUCUGAGAAGAGGAGAACUGAAAGUGUCCCAGGACGGGCAGCGGGUCACAUCAGCAUUGCACCCGCUUUCCCUUUGUGGUAUCAUGGGAGUGGCCGAGUCCCUGCUAUCCCACCCUCCCCUGGGGCAGAGUCUCUUUUUUGUUUGUUUGUUUGUUUGUUUUUUGAUACUGGGGAUCGAACUCACGACUACCUGCUUGCAAGGCAGGCGCUUAUGCCGCUGAGCUAAAUCCCCAGCCCCGGGGCAGAGUCUCAAAGUGGACAAGUGGGCACUGGCACUGAUGUGGACCUAAAACUGUUAUCAAGAUGGAACAACACUGAGUGCGUUAGUUAAUAAAACCAGCACAAAAAUCCAUGCCAAUUAAAGUGCCAACAUUUCAGACAAAUGCAGGGUCAGUCUUACUGGGCCACGUGGCCCUGGGCACCCAGGGGCCACCAUGACCCAAAGCCUCAGGAUGAGGCCCAGAAUCCCUUUCUAGGCAUGAGUGCUCAGGCGCUCUGCCCAGCACUCCUGGGGUCCCCAGUUCUGAGUUCCCAAUGUGGGGGUAUUGAGAACCCCAUGGGGCAGAGAAACACUGGACACUACCCUGGUGUCCAGCUGCAGGUGACAGUGGAAGGGUGGGGAUAGAGCCCAGGCCAGCGGAACCCAGAGGGUUGAUUCUGAGGCUGGGAGCGGGGACAGAUGAAAACCCAAGCCCUGGAAAGCACCUGGCAUCUGUCCACCACUGAGCACCACUGCGCGGGGUGGGCUCCCGUGACCUGCCCAUCAUGGGGGCCUUAAGUGCCCCCCUGUGCCCUGGGUCUGCAGGGACCACUGGCAAGAGUCGGCUGGGUGUGGGGUCACAGCACAGGAAAGGUGGGAGCCAGGCCUAGAACUCAAGACUCAGACAGGGAUCCAGGUCAGGGGCUACAGAGCAGGUCAGAUCCGACACAAACUGUACCAUGGCUGGCCAGUCACACCUGUCCUCAAGGCUUCAGUUUCCACCUCCAUGGAGUGGGGAGAGGGUCUCUCCCAGCUCCUUGAAGUCUUUGAAGAGUGAUAGAUUGGAAGCCAGAGGAGCACAAACUGGGGUGAAGCCCUGCCUGCAGUGGUGGGCUUGGGGAGCCCCAUAGCCUGGGACAGCUCCGAGGUGAGCCUCCCCCAGACCUUCGGAGUUUGGGGGUGCUCUGACUGGUGCUUUCCCGGGGUAGCUUCUGAGGAGAUAGGCUUGGAUUGCAGAGUGGUGGGAGGAAAUGGUCUGGAUUUCCCUUGCAGGCUGGGGUUUGCCUGUGUGAGUGAGGUCCAGUGUGCUGUGCUGCCCCUGCCAGGAAGCUGUGUGGGGUGCCGGCUCCUGACCACAGGCGGGGCUCACAGGCAAGGCCCUGUCUGGGCUCUGCACAGGCACGGGAGGGGAAGCCUGCGAGGGCGGGGCUGCACGCCCUGGCCCUGCCUCCUCUGGAACUGUGUUCAGAGCAAACACCAGCUCUGGGAGAUGCUGGAGACUGCUAGGCUGGGGGUGCCCCACUUCCAUCCAAGAGCUGCCACCCCAGCCUACCCUUCCCAUUGGGCCUGCACACCCAAGGAGGGGCACAGCCUGGGGGUGACCGAGCCCACUGUGCCUUCAGGCCUCACAAGCAGCACAGCUCAAUGGUUACAGGACUCAGCCUGGAGGCCUCUGGUAACAGCAGCCUGGGGACCAUGAACGUUACUUGCAAGACCUUCAUGGAGCCAUACGCACUCAAGAUCUUCAUCAAAAUCUACUCAGUGAUGCUGCUGGUGCUGGGCCUGCUGCUCAAUGGCCUGGCACUCUGGGUGUUCUGCCGCCGCAUGUCACAGUGGACGGAGACCCGCGUGUACAUGACCAACCUGGCCGUGUCGGACUUCCUGCUGCUCUGCUCCCUGCCCUUCAUGCUGUCCUUCGUGAAGGAUACCCAGGACACACUGCGGUGCCAGCUCUCGCAGACCGUUUACAUGGUCAACAGGUACAUGAGUAUCAGCCUGAUCAUGGCCAUCUCGGUGGACCGCUACGUGGCUGUGCGUCACCCGCUACACGCCCUCAGACUCCGCUCCCCGAGGCGGGCCGUGGCCAUCUGUCUGGUGCUCUGGGUCCUGGUGGUCGGCUCCAUACUGCUCCGCCUGUACCUGGGGCAGCAGGAGGGUGGCUUCUGUUUCCGGAGCUACUCGAGGCACAACUUUAGCUCCACCACCUUCUCACUGCUCGGCUUCUACCUGCCUCUGGCCGUGCUGGUUUUCUGCUCCCUGCAGGUGGUGACAGCACUAGCCCAGAGGCCAACCGCUGAGACAGGGCAGGCCCGGGCCACCCGCAAGGCCACCCGCAUGAUCUGGGCCAACCUGAUUGUGUUCAUCGUCUGCUUCUUGCCACUGCAUGUGGUGCUGACCAUGCAGGUUGCCAUGCGCCCAAGCUCCUGUGAGGCCCGCAAGGCGUUCAGCUUCGCCCUGUCCAUCACCAGCCAGCUGUCCAAUGCUAACUGCUGCCUGGAUGCCAUCUGCUACUACUACAUGGCCAAAGAGUUCAAGGAUGCGUCCACUCGGCCCUCGACCCACAGGAGCCAGGACUCCCAGAGCCUGACCUCUCCUAAGAUUGCACUACCUGACAGCCUGGACAUGUGACCAGGAGGAAGGGUUAAGAUCAGCCCAGUGCCACUGGCUCUGGCCAGGCCUCUCUCCAAAGGCCCAGGUGGGAGGAGGCAGCUGGAGUAUGGAGUCUGAGGACGAGGGCCCCUGUUUUCAGCCACUCCCAUCACUGAGUCUCCACCCAAGCUCCCGAACUCUGCCUACUCCAGAGCAGCGCGGGGGUGCUGGAUGCACAGGCUUGGAGCUGAAUGGCUAUGUGUGUGAGGGUCUGGCUGUGGCUCCUCUGAAGAGGCUCCUCCCAGAACCAGUCUGACCCCUGCCCCAGCCAUAGACAAAUCACCUUCCUCAAAGCCAUCCCAGGUACCAAGGUGGGGGUCCCUGACCUGACCACCCUUCACCUCAUCUCUUUCCCCUUGCCCAGCAGCAGUGCCCCCGGAAGGCUGGGGGUUGUACACCAGCUCCCAGCCCAGCAUGUCCUCUCUGAUGGGUAUUCCCACCACACCCCUAAGGGUGCUACCCAGGCUUGGCACCUCCAUCCAGUACCCUCUGCAGCAGCCCCGCCCUCUUCACCCUAACCCCCAGUGCUGAGCUGACCUGACCUCCCAUCCAUAGGUGUGUGUGUAUCCAGGAGGCUCCUGUGUGAGAGCGCAGCGCCAGCAGCAGGUGUCCAGGGCUCAGCUUCCUGAAAACAGCCCACUCUGUUCCCACCCUGUGCUCCCGAUGUGCUCCUUGCCUGCCAGCCCAGUCCUAGUCUUUAGGGCAACCCAGCUCUCUCAGAGCUCACUCUGUGGCUUGUGCCAGGGCAUAGCUGCAUAGGUAGUGUCCAUGUCCCUGAUGUCCACCAUCAUGACUGUCAUUUUCUUUUUUAAUUUUUAUUUAAUUUUUUUUUGAGACAAGGUCUCACUCUGCAGUUCAGGCUGGCCUUGAGCUCACUACAUAGCCCAGGCUGCCUUGAACUCAUGGUGAUCCUUCUGCUUCAGCCUCCCAAGUGCUAGGAUUACAGGUGUGUGCUGCUACACCUGGCUGGAAUCUUCAUCUCCAAGUGACAGGGAGUCCAUAGGACCAGGGGAGUCCACAGAAGUUUCCCACCAGGGACGUGAUUCCCUUCAGGCAGACCAGCUAGGCUGGGGCUGCAUGCAGAUCCGCAGUUUUGCCCUUGGCCAGAUUUGGCGGUCAUGGGGGGGGACAAGGCUGGCAUCAAGGGGAAGGGAGGGCAUGGGUUCCUGGUCACAGACCCUUCCCAGAACCCUUAGACAGCAGCCUGAGGAGAGAGCAGGGGCUGUUGGGACUCCCUGCUUGAGUGGCCUGAGAAACGCUUCUCCUGGCCCAUUCUCCAGGGGCGUGGCACUGGCCUCUCUUGUUUCUGUGACAAUCCAAAUACAAUUUAUCAUCA